Klebsormidium nitens is the source of this 246-nucleotide messenger RNA. NCBI's taxonomy places the organism in Eukaryota, Viridiplantae, Streptophyta, Klebsormidiophyceae, Klebsormidiales, Klebsormidiaceae. The record is from the annotation of a GenBank genome assembly.
AUGAACGAUCAGCUGGCAGGCCUGGGGCUGCUGCUCUUCAGCAUCAGUGUCUUUGUUUACUACACCCUCUGGGUCAUUGUGCUGCCAUUUGUUGACUCCGACCACGCCGUCCAUAGCUACUUCCUUCCGCAAGAGUAUGCCAUUGCCCUACCAGUGGGGGCCCUUGUGCUGCUUCUGAGCUUCCUCCUGCUCUUCCUGGGGAUCCUGAUGGUUAGAAGCAGGUUAGGAAAGAAGAAGAAAGCCUAG